CUUUCUUUCUCUUCCCCAGCUGUUCAUCAACAAUCAGUUUGUGGACUCCCAGAGCGGCAAGACGUUCCCCACGCUCAACCCAGCCACCGGUCAGAAGAUCGUCGACGUUGCCGAGGGUGACAAGGCCGAUGUCGACUUGGCCGUCCAGGCCGCCAAGACUGCGUUCGCUCGCAGCUCUCAGUGGCGCCAGAUGGAUGCCUCGGCUCGUGGAAAGCUCCUGCACAAGCUGGCCGAUCUGAUGGAACGGGACAUCAACGCGCUGGCAAACCUUGAGUCGCUGGACAACGGAAAGGCUUUCGGCGAUUCGGUGUUCGACAUGAACUGCGCCAUUGACACGUUCCGGUACUAUGCCGGCUGGGCGGACAAGAUCCACGGAAGCACAGUUCCCUCGGAUGGCGCGGUCAUGACUUACAUUCGCAAGGAGCCAGUCGGCGUCGUUGGCCAAAUCAUUCCCUGGAACUACCCGGUGCUGAUGUUGACCUGGAAGUGGGCACCUGCGCUGGCCACUGGAUGUACUCUGGUGUUGAAACCAGCCGAGCAGACUCCACUGAGUGCGCUGUACAUGGCUGCGUUGUCUAAGGAAGCUGGCUUCCCAGAUGGCGUUAUCAAUGUGGUCAACGGAUACGGACCAACCGUCGGAGCGGCCAUUGUUAACCACGCGAAGAUCCGCAAAGUUGCAUUUACCGGUUCGGUGGAAACGGGUCGCUUGAUCACCGAGGGAUCAUCGAAGUCCAACCUGAAGCGAGUUUCGUUGGAACUGGGCGGCAAGAGUCCGCUGGUGGUGUUCGAUGACUUCGAUGUGGACGAAGCCGUAGAAAUCGCCCACAACGCCAUCUUCGCCAAUCACGGCCAGAACUGCUGCGCCGGAAGCCGUACAUUCGUUCAGGAAGGCAUUUACGACAAAUUCGUGGCAAAGGCCGUCGAGAUGGCCAAGGCCCGCAAAGUUGGCGAUGCAUUCGCCGACGGUACCCAGCAGGGACCCCAGGUGGACGAAGAGCAGCUGAACAAGAUUCUGGGCUUCUUCGAGUCGGCCAGUAAGGAGGGUGCCAAGCUGCAAACCGGAGGCAAGCGCCACGGAAACGUCGGAUACUUUGUGGAGCCGACGGUGUACUCGGACGUCACGGACGAGAUGCGCAUCGCUCGGGAAGAGAUCUUCGGACCGGUGCAGAGCAUCCUGAAGUUCAAGACGCUGGAUGAGGUUAUUGAGCGGGCCAAUCGUACGGAGUACGGAUUGGCAGCUGGUGUUCUGACGAACAAUUUGAACAACGCGUUGGUGUUCUCGAACGCCGUUGAAGCUGGAUCCGUUUGGGUCAACUGCUACGAUUACGUCAUGCCGACCACUCCUUUCGGUGGAUUCAAACAAUCCGGACAUGGGCGCGAGCUGGGCUACGACGGUAUCGAACUGUACACGGAAACCAAAACCGUAACGAUCAAGCUGCCGACGAAGGUCUGAUGAAAAGGUCACCAAGUCACCAGGUUCGUCCCACAGCGAAAUUAAUGAAAGUGAAAACAUCCCCAAUUGAACGGCGAUGCGAUGAAGAGACGACUGAUGAUUGUCGUCGUCGUUUAAAUAAAAACAAUCCGUUCGAAAUCAA
Molecule: messenger RNA, 1595 nt
Organism: Aedes albopictus (Asian tiger mosquito)
Lineage: Eukaryota; Metazoa; Arthropoda; Insecta; Diptera; Culicidae
Product: retinal dehydrogenase 2
Exons: 3
Coding region: 191-1453 (420 amino acids)
Molecular function (GO): aldehyde dehydrogenase (NAD+) activity
Source: RefSeq, a predicted model, not a curated record